CAAAGAUGUCAGUCACGUUUGCAUCUCCUAUAUUUCAAUCAAAGGAAGAAUUAGCUCUUCUCCUAAGAUGGAAUCUGUUGUUUGGGAAUGUGGCUGAUCAGCUCGGUGUGUCGGCCUCCUGUGCCUGUGCCAUAAAAUGGAGAAGAGACAAGAUGAUGUCAGUUUCCCCUAUUGUGAAACAGAAGACAAAUGCCUUUUGUGAGACCCAGCUGCCAGACCUCUGACGGGGCGCAGUAUCCAGCUGUUUGAAGCCUGCAACACUGCGCUAGAGAAGAGGUGCUUUCUUCAAGCAGAGAGCUGCAGGUGUGCCGAGGUGUGCAGGUGUGCACAGGUGUGCUGCACUCAUCGAGAGGCUGAUCAUCAGAGUCUCGGCCAGAUCCAGGAAGGAUGGCCACGAACUGGAUCGUCUUCUCUCUUUGGCCCUUGACUGUGCUUGUGGGGUACAUAGAUGGGCACAGCUUGUUUUCUUGUGAACCUAUUACCUUGAGGAUGUGCCAGGAUCUGCCUUAUAACACUACCUUCAUGCCUAACCUUCUGAAUCACUAUGACCAACAGACAGCAGCUUUAGCGAUGGAGCCUUUCCACCCCAUGGUCAACCUGGACUGCUCGCGCGACUUCAGGCCGUUCCUGUGCGCGCUCUACGCGCCCAUCUGCAUGGAGUACGGCCGCGUGACGCUGCCCUGCCGCCGCCUGUGCCAGCGCGCGCACAGCGAGUGCGCCAAGCUCAUGGAGAUGUUCGGGGUGCCCUGGCCCGAGGACAUGGAGUGCAGCAGGUUCCCGGAUUGUGAUGAGCCGUACCCGAGACUCGUGGAUCUGGAUUUAGCCGGCGACCCCACGGAAGGCGCCCCCGCGGCGGUGCAGAGGGACUACGGCUUUUGGUGUCCCCGAGAGCUGAAGAUCGACCCCGACCUCGGUUACUCGUUUCUGCGCGUGCGUGACUGUUCACCUCCUUGUCCGAAUAUGUACUUUAGGAGGGAAGAACUUUCGUUUGCUCGCUAUUUCAUAGGACUGAUUUCCAUCAUUUGCCUUUCUGCCACCUUGUUUACCUUUUUAACUUUUUUGAUCGACGUCACGAGGUUCCGUUAUCCAGAAAGACCCAUUAUAUUUUACGCAGUCUGCUACAUGAUGGUCUCCUUAAUCUUCUUCAUUGGGUUCCUGCUGGAGGACCGAGUGGCCUGCAACGCGUCCAGCCCCGCGCAGUACAAAGCUUCCACCGUGACGCAAGGAUCACACAAUAAAGCCUGCACCAUGCUUUUUAUGGUGCUCUAUUUUUUUACUAUGGCCGGCAGCGUUUGGUGGGUGAUUCUUACCAUCACGUGGUUCUUGGCAGCUGUGCCAAAGUGGGGUAGUGAAGCCAUCGAGAAGAAAGCAUUGCUCUUCCAUGCCAGUGCGUGGGGCAUCCCCGGAACGCUAACUAUCAUCCUUUUAGCGAUGAAUAAAAUUGAAGGUGACAAUAUCAGUGGCGUGUGUUUUGUUGGCCUCUACGACGUUGAUGCACUGAGAUACUUUGUUCUCGCCCCCCUCUGCCUGUACGUGGUAGUGGGGGUUUCCCUGCUCUUAGCUGGCAUUAUAUCCUUAAACAGAGUUCGCAUUGAGAUUCCAUUAGAAAAGGAGAACCAAGAUAAGUUGGUGAAGUUUAUGAUCCGAAUCGGUGUUUUCAGCAUUCUCUAUCUCGUGCCACUCUUGGUUGUCAUUGGAUGCUACUUCUAUGAGCAAGCUUACCGUGGCGUCUGGGAGACCACGUGGAUACAAGAGCGCUGCCGAGAAUACCACAUUCCGUGUCCGUAUCAGGUCACACAGAUGAGCCGUCCGGACCUGAUUCUCUUCCUCAUGAAGUACCUGAUGGCGCUCAUCGUCGGUAUUCCAUCCAUUUUUUGGGUUGGAAGCAAAAAGACAUGCUUUGAAUGGGCCAGUUUUUUCCACGGUCGUAGGAAAAAAGAGAUCGUGAAUGAGAGUCGACAGGUGCUCCAGGAACCAGAUUUUGCGCAGUCCCUCCUGAGGGACCCCAAUACUCCCAUUAUAAGAAAAUCAAGAGGAACUUCCACCCAAGGGACAUCGACGCACGCCUCUUCCACUCAGCUGGCCAUGGUGGACGACCAGAGGAGCAAAGCGGGGAGUGUCCACAGCAAAGUGAGCAGCUACCACGGCAGCCUCCACAGGUCACGGGACGGCAGGUACACGCCCUGCAGCUACCGCGGCAUGGAGGAGCGACUACCUCACGGCAGCAUGUCCCGGCUCACUGACCACUCGCGCCACAGCAGCUCGCACCGGCUCAACGAGCAGUCCCGGCACGGCAGCGCGCGCGACCUGAGCGGCAACCCGCUGACGCACAUCACGCACGGCACCAGCAUGAACCGGGUCAUCGAGGAGGACGGCACCAGCGCCUAGGCGGCGGGCGGUGCGCCGGGCCGGGC
This is a messenger RNA of Condylura cristata (star-nosed mole), 2414 nucleotides long. It is a transcript of the gene FZD3, whose product is annotated as frizzled class receptor 3. The record is from RefSeq and is a predicted model, not a curated record. Bases 388 to 2388 code for a protein of 666 amino acids. Lineage: Eukaryota; Metazoa; Chordata; Mammalia; Eulipotyphla; Talpidae. The transcript has 7 exons. Gene Ontology annotation, biological process: non-canonical Wnt signaling pathway; canonical Wnt signaling pathway. Gene Ontology annotation, molecular function: Wnt-protein binding; Wnt receptor activity. Gene Ontology annotation, cellular component: plasma membrane.